Messenger RNA from Rana temporaria (common frog), 2979 nucleotides. RefSeq lists its product as uncharacterized. The transcript has 7 exons. Lineage: Eukaryota; Metazoa; Chordata; Amphibia; Anura; Ranidae. The record is from RefSeq and is a predicted model, not a curated record. The coding region runs from base 839 to 1798 and encodes 319 amino acids.
GUCAGUUCGAUUUUUAUUUAUUUCUGUGUCCUGGUUGCAGAUUUUCCCUUACUUUCCAUCUGGUGAAUCUGUUGUCAGCAGGACAGGUUGUGAUGAUAAGAACCCAACAAGAGUUUUAAUUCAUUGCCACUCUGUGGGAAAAUGUGGAAAUGUGUAUUAAAAUGGAAUAUAUUAAACCAAACAUCUAAAUUCAAAUUACAGGGAAACAUGUUCUACUCUUUAAAAAGGGUGAAUAUAAAAAUGUGUGAGUAUUUAAAGCUGGGUUUAAGCAGGAGCAGGAUAUGUACAAACUGUACUUCAUUUGUUUCUGCUAUGGAGCUAUUCAAAUUACUGGAGAUAGAAUAAAGAUGCGUCAAAGUCAGUUUAUUACGAAACUUAAGUUUAAACAUUUAAGCAGCAAAAACUUUUUUUAACCACAGAUAACAGACAUGUGAGAUAGAUGAAUAUCUAAUUGUUUUCUUUUUCUUCUUAAAAGAAGUGGAGUCAAAGCUAAUUAAGGCUUCAUUUGGCUAGUGCAAGUAUUUAGAGCUAACACCUCAAGCUGAGCAAGCAAAUAAAACCAAAAGAUGAGCCAAGCUUAGGGGGUAAUUUGCUGUUUGAAACAUGCCUUUGAAGUGCAUCUUAACCACUGUUUCAGGGACCUUUAAGUGGGGAAAUUCAAUUAGAUCAAGGGUUUUGGCACCACUUUUGUGUUCUAUUAAGAUUACAAGCUGAUCAGCAUCUUAUUGUAGGUUUGGCACCAAUAUACAUAUAAACCAUGUCUCCCUAAGGAUUUAAAGUCUGCGAUAGAAGUUUUGGAACCCAAACAGUCAUUUAGAGGCAAGGGUAGGCACUAGACAUGGAAAAUUCAGUGCUGAUGGUUAUGAUCCUCUUCAGCGUGUUUUGCUUCCCCUGUUUAGCUUAUGAUGGGAUAGCAAACAGACAGAACAACAGGAGAAAUCUGUUUGCAGAACGAGAAUGCUGUAAAAGACAGAGCAACUUUGUUUACAUUGGGCCAGACAUCUCUGGCAGUCCCGUAAGUGUGGAUGUUGGCCUGUGUAGGUCUCAUUGUGGGGUCCCUCAAAGAAUGAACACUUACAAUUCUGUAUUUUCCGGACUUCCAAAGCACUCUUCAAUGCUAGAUUUCCUGAAAAAUAAAAAGUUAAGAGAGAGGGUUCCAGAUAUACCUUCUCCAUCUAGUUCAGAGCCUUCAUGUCCCAGUCAAUCAAGCUGCCAACCCACAAAGGUCACUAUAGAGAGAGUUCUUUUGUUCCAGGGAAUUCAAGAAAUUGCAGUCAUUGAGGACUGUCAAUGCACUUCUAUUCCACAGGAGUGCAUCCGAAUGCCAUUUCUGAAAACCUUCUUCCCAGACACCCCCUUUGAGUCUACAGUUGAUGUUGGGAAAUGUUCCAGUCCUGAUGUUUCUACAGGAUUUUGGUGUGCUCCAACCAAAUUCGGCACAGUAAUUAUUGAAAAUCCAAAUGGAGCAGAAGUUGUUCAGACAGUGGAAACUUGUGAUAUGAAAGAGAAUUGUUAUAGGGUCUCCUAUUUGGAAUACUACUAUGAGAUUGUUCAAAAUCACAAAGGUGUUGUUGAAGAAUUGCUAAAGGAAAUUGAUGUGGGACGUUGCAUAGGAAGCUGUUCAACAGGAAAUCAUUGUCUGCUUAGGGACUAUCGUAACAUGCAUCAUUGCCUAGUAUGGGCUGAAGGUGCAGACAAUGGAUGUAUGCCCCAGGAAUAUGAAACACAUAACUUCAGGAGCAGAAAUGGACAUAUACGUGCAGUACUUGCAAUUAAGACCUGCAAAUGUCAGACAUAAAACUGAUAUUUUAAAGGACUCAUUUUGAAAGAGGAUAUGAAUUCACAAUUCCCUUAUAAAACUCAGUUAUGCUAUCAAUAGUACACAAUGUUCUCAGUAACAAGAUUAAUGAAAUACUAACUUAGAUUGACCAUAUGGGGUGUAAUAAUUGAAAGAAAUAUGAGAGAUGUGAGCAUAACUUAUUAAGAUUUGGCUGUUUCAAAAAAUCUGUGCGAUAUCUUUUACUUUUCAUCUUUGUUAAAGUAACAACCCUUUCACCAUGUGUACAACAUUGCAACGUAUGUCAAAGUUUACAGAACAUUUUAUAACUGCAUGAUAUAGCAAAGACAGCAUUCUCAGUAGAGAUGUACCCAUCCAUGACUAUACCUGGGUGUCCAUAAUAGGCACAGUCCUGCCUAAAUUAGACAUAAUACUAAUUGAUGUAAUGCAAAGCAAAUCAAAGAUCUGGGUAAUUAUGAAUACCCAUGUGAAUAUGAGCAGUCCUGUCUAUCAAAAAAGAGAUAAGUUCCAAGUCCUGCUCCAGAAUUUGAGAUUUGGACAAUAUAUCACUCUCAAACCCCUAUCACAAGAAGACAUCUGUCCAACUUUAGCCAAGUUUAUUGUUAAGUGUAGUGACUCAUGAGUAAUCAUGCAGGAAAUGGAUGGAAAUCUCCAACAGGAAAAACAAGUACAGAGAAAGAGAUAAUUAAAAAAAAAAAUCAAGAGCUUUAACCCUUCCCUGCACAUUUAUUUUGUAACAGUCCCAGUGAGGAACUCAAAUUAAAUUGUAAUGCAACUUUUUCUUUUAUGUAGCACUAUAUUAGUGCCCAGAGUUAUGAAUAACCACCCUCUUUUGCUCUAAAUUAUAGCACUUCUGAACAAGUACCUACACUAUGCAGAGUUUUCGGGACUAGUUUGAAAAAAUAUCCCAGAGAGGAGCAUUGUUAUGAUCAUAAACCCCUUAAAAGACUGCUCUAGUCUAGUCUAGAAUUGAAAAUCAAGCAAUCCAAAUUAAUAACCUUACCUAGAAAUCAUAUAAACUGUGGUUUCUUUACAGUUUCAUAUUCUUAGCGAUCAAUAUUUUGGACAGUCAAUAUUUGUAUAUAGUUUUACAUUUUCAAAAUUAAAUCUCUGUACAGUGCAAAUAUUUUGGAGUCAGAGUUGGUUUUUUUUUUUUCUUUAAGUACUAUACAUCUCUAGAA